Molecule: messenger RNA, 861 nt
Organism: Desarmillaria tabescens
Lineage: Eukaryota; Fungi; Basidiomycota; Agaricomycetes; Agaricales; Physalacriaceae
Exons: 4
Coding region: 1-861 (286 amino acids)
Source: RefSeq, a predicted model, not a curated record
AUGGCGACCGAGAGGAUCUUUAGCUUCGAGGCUUGGCAGGCCGUUUGGCAGGCCGUUUGGCAGGAAUUUCUUAAGGACAUAAAGACCCUUCAUCAAAGAGGAAUUAUUCUGAACCCUCCACUCUUCAAGGUUGCCGGGGCGUACGCGGCUCAGGCGAUGAUUCCUACCUUCCGGUUCACGUCUGACAUAGAUGUGAUCGUGUCAGAUGCUCGAGAGAUCGAGAAUCUUCUCGCCCAAUACUAUCCAGCAAAAUAUUGCAUUGACGACGGACAGACAGAACGGAAUUUGUAUCGGAAACCUGGAACUCCUGGAAGCGAGCGUUCUUCGUGGUUCCCCAUAGAUCUUAUCACGAUCAGCAGCAUGCCUCAAGAACAUCCUGUCAUUUCAAACAUGUUUUCCGUGUACCAGAUAUCAAAUCGCCAGCAUGCCUUCGCUACUCUACUGGACCUCAUCGUUCUCAAACUCGGAGCCAUCUUCAGCACUACCCGUAACCGCGACAAGAUCCCGCAAGACAAGUUGGACCUCAAGACGCUCGUGAACUAUCAAAACGAUGUCAUGCGUCAAGUUAGAAGGCCAAAAUUGGACGCUACCGAAUGCUCAGGAGAAGACCUUCAUGCGCGCUACCUGUACUGCUACUACGACGGUCCUGAAGUAGUACGACACGUCGGAUCGAUCCUGUGUUCUUGGCUCUAUCUGAGUCCUGGUCCUAGGCCGAACCUUCUCAACGCCAGAGGCAGGACCGUUCUACGGGAUUACGAGCGUGGAAACGAGAGGCAACGUUGGGAGUCCGAACACGGCGACGUCAGCCUGAGCGACGACGAGGGCGACAUCAGCGACGACGAGAGCGACGAAGACUUGUAA